Messenger RNA from Ceratitis capitata (Mediterranean fruit fly), 2669 nucleotides. It is a transcript of the gene jdp, whose product is annotated as J domain-containing protein. The coding region runs from base 554 to 1120 and encodes 188 amino acids. Gene Ontology annotation, cellular component: cytoplasm. NCBI's taxonomy places the organism in Eukaryota, Metazoa, Arthropoda, Insecta, Diptera, Tephritidae. The record is from RefSeq and is a predicted model, not a curated record. The transcript is spliced from 5 exons.
ACAACAAAUAUGAAUUUCGAGUGCGCUUGCGAAGGUUAGGGCGAAUCCCCAACAGCAGCCGCAGCAGCAGCAGCUGAGUAGCCGAGUAGCUGAGCAAAGCGUUGAGCGACUGUGGCAGUUACUAAAUCGACGUGCUGUUAGUAACAACUCGGCACGCGUGUGGCAAUAUUAAACGGGGGAAAAAUAUCAUAUAUAGAAGGAAUAUUUAAAAAAAAAAUACAUAAUAUACAUAUAUAUUUUUUUAAAUUUAUUAUUCAUUAAUUUAAGAAAGAAAAGUUAAAAAAAAACCCAUCAAGUGUCGUGUUUCAAGCGAUUUUUUGUGGUUUUCGGUUAAUAAAAAGCGUUAAUAAAUUCGUGCGCCUAAAUUAAAUACAAAUUCAUAUAUAUAAUUUUUGGUAUAUACAUACAUAUAAACAAAACGCGGCGUUUGUUAGCGUUGCAACGUGUGUCGAGAAGUGAAAGUGACGGCUUGUUUGUUGUGUUGAUUAACAGAGUUGGUAACGUAAAAGUUUAGAUAAAAAACUGACUAUAAAACCACAACAGCAGCAACAACAUGAGUGCAGUCGAUGCGGUAUUGAGUUUCAAACGAAGUCCCGACGAAGAUUUCUAUGGAAUGCUCAAUUGCGAUGAGAACUCAUCGAUUGAGCAAAUUCAAGCUGAGUACAAAAUUUUGGCUCUACAAUUUCAUCCGGAUAAGAAUGAUGGAGAUAAGGACGCAGAGGCCAAAUUUCAAAAAUUAAAGGAGGCGAAGGAAACACUCUGCGAUCCGGAGAAGCGCGCCAACUAUGAUAAAUGGCGUAAUAGUGGCAUCGCCAUGAGCUACAAGAAUUGGUUGGGUAUGAAGGAGCAUGUCGGACAGGUGAGAAGAUACACAAUCGCUGAGAAAGUGGAUAAGGAGUCUAUGCAUUGGGCCACACCGAAGACUAAAGAUCGCAUGUUGCCCGAAUCGGGCGCCACCACUGGCGCUGGCAGCAGCGGUGGCUUGUCGGCGGCAUCACCGAACCCAGCACAUCGCCGUGCCUCCGAGGGUGGUGCUGCGCUCUACUAUGGCAAUAGAAAGACCGAAUGGGGCACAGAGAAUUCCGAUGUGGCCAAUAAGUUUCGUAAUUAUGAAAUUUAAAGCGUGAGCAGAAAUUACAAUACAACAAAAUUUGACAUAACAACACACAAUAAAUUAAUAAAAAUAUAAUUUUAAAAAAUAAUAAAAUAAAAAAAAAAAUCACUUAAAACUCGUUGAAGGAAGCUAAGGGAGGAGCCAGUGGCUGCGCAUUUGUAGCGCUGAAAACUUAACCAAGAAAUAUAAAAAAUUUAUUAGACACCGGAAAAGGCAGUUAUACCUACAUACAAAAAAAAAUACUUUACACAGCAAAAAAAAAAUUUAAAAAAAAAUUGAAAAUAAUUUUUCUCUACAUUUUAUGACUGCACAACUACAUAUAUAAAUGAAGGAAUUCGUAAAUGGCGGUCACACGCCUCAUGACCCACGAUUUAGUAGAGCCCAUAAAAAAAUUUAGAUGAAUUUUAUCAUAUCCAAAUGAAAUUUCAAAACUUAUUAUCUAAAUGUAUACACUGAAUGUUUUGACAAAAUACAUAUAUAUAUAUAGCUGUUACUUAUUAAAUAUAUGGUAUUUAGAAAGAUUAUUAUUAAUUAUAUAUAAAACACAUGUAUUUAUAUAUAUAUAUGUAUAUGUAUAAACGUAUAUGUUUAAAAGUGCAAGUAAAAUAUAUUAAAAAAUAUGAAAUUAAGAAACUGUAAUUUCAAUAAACGCCUAAAGUAGCAAACGAAGAAGAGAAAAAUGAUGGAAAAAUUAGAAAAAUUAAAAUUUUAAAACAAUUUAAUUAAUGAAAAAAGGAUUUAUUUAUAAUAAAUGUAAACCAAAUAUUGCAAAAAAAUAUGAAAAAUGUAUAUUUUAAGAAAAUAUUACAAAAACAAAAACUUAUAAAUAUAACUAUAAACAGAUGAAAAUACUAUUGUUUUAAAUUAAUGUAUUUAUUUAAUGUAAAUGUAUAAACAAAAACAUGUUGAAAAUGGAUUUAUGAAUACUACAUACAUAUACUUAUAUGGAUAUGUAUGUAUAUUAUAAUAUUAAGCUAUGAACUGCAUUGAAGAAAUAAAAAUAUCACUAUUGAUGUUACAUGUGUGCCCCUUAUGACAAUCCCUGUUUUUGAAAACUUUACCAAACACUCAAUGUGCGAAGCAAAACUGUAAAAAAAAUACAAAAAAAAAAUACAAAAAAAAAUACAAAAAAAUAUUUGUAAUAUUUACUCUAUAAAAAAGAUGGCAAACUGCUUGACCGAAGCUAUUACUUACCACGCGCAGGCAAUUGAGAGUUUAAGUCCAUACAUACAUAUUUAUGUAUAUCAAAUGAAAUGCGUAGAACUAAAAAUCAAAUCUGAAGCGAAUUUAAAAAAUAUAAGAAAUUGAAAUUAAAAUGAAAAUAAAACUCUAAAUCAUUAAAUGAAGAAACUUUGAAAAAAAAAUAAAAAAAAUAAAAUAAAAAUAUUAUUUAACACUUUAGAUACCAGCAGCCGCAAAGAUAGUUUAAAAUCUAAAAGAAAAAAAACACACAAAAAAAUAUUGGGAAAUAAUGCAUAUAAUAUUAGUUUCCGUUGCCUAAACGGUAUCUGAUGUACCGCACAAUAAAGCAAAAGUCAUAGAAAAUUAAUUAAAA